UCUGAACGGCCAUCCACUGGCUGGAUGCACGAGGAAGCAGAGAUGCGAAUUGGUCCCCAGCCAGCAGAGAAGAGCAGGGGGCGGGGGCUGGGAGACUGGAGCACUGGCUCUUCACGCCUCCCCCCGGCCCUGUCCUUCCUUCUCCUUUUGCCGCUGGCCAGCGCCCUACAGCCCACCCCACUGCCCUUUCCAGAGCUGAGGCUGGUGGGGGGCCCGAGCCGCUGCCGGGGGCGCCUGGAGGUCUUGCACGGCGGCUCCUGGGGCAGCGUCUGUGACGAUGACUGGGAUGUGGUGGAUGCCAACGUGGUGUGUCGACAGCUGGGCUGCGGCCUGGCACUGCCCGUGCCGCGGCCCCUUGCCUUCGGCCAAGGCCGAGGCCCCAUCCUGCUGGACAACGUGGAGUGUGGCGGGCAGGAAGCUGCGCUGAGCCAGUGCGGCAGCCGAGGCUGGGGCGUCCACAACUGCUUCCACUACGAAGAUGUGGCUGUCCUGUGCGAUGAAUUCUUGCCCACGCAGCCCCCAACAAGGAAAGUGUUAACCAGUAGGGCGCCCCCUACAACUCCCCAGAAUGGGAAAGGUGAGGGCAGCGUGCGCCUGGUUGGGGGCGUGGGCCCGUGUCAGGGCAGAGUCGAGAUCCUUCAUGGUGGCCUGUGGGGCACGGUCUGCGACGACGACUGGGGGCUGCCGGAUGCUGCUGUGGUCUGCCGCCAACUGGGCUGUGGGGCGGCCCUGGCCGCCACCACCAACGCCUUCUUCGGUUAUGGCACGGGGCACAUCCUUCUGGACAACGUGCACUGCGAAGGCAGCGAGCCCCGCUUGGCAGCCUGCCUAAGCCUGGGCUGGGGUGUGCACAACUGCGGCCACCACGAGGACGCCGGCGCGCUCUGCGCAGUCCUGGGCCCCCUGACUCUCACCACACUACCACCCUUGGCCACAAGAGAGGACUGGGCCUGGCACACAGAGCCAGAAGCUACAGGAGUUGGUGCCCUGCCUUCCAGGGAGAUGGCACUGUUCACCACAGCCACCUGGGUCGCGGGGAAGAAAAGCGGGCGGCUGCGGCUGGUGGGCGGUCCGGGCCCGUGCCGCGGCCGCGUGGAGGUGAUGUACGCCGGGGGCUGGGGCACCGUGUGCGACGAUGACUGGGACUUCGCGGACGCGCGUGUGGCCUGCCGCGAGGCGGGCUGCGGGCCUGCGUUGGCGCCACGGGCCCUCGGCCACUUCGGCUACGGGCGCGGCCUGCUGCUGAACAACGUGGGCUGCGCCGGGACGGAGGCCCACCCGAGCGACUGAGCCCACGGGCUGGGCCAGCACAAUAGCAACUGCGGCCACCACGAAGAUGCCGGCGCGCUCCUGCUCAGGUGAGGCCCAGAGGAGCUAGGACUUCAAGUCCAGCAGGACCACCCUGAGACCUCCUGCCCACUCCUGAAGCCCAGGGACGGGCACCUGCGUCUGGCCAAUGGAGCCCACCAAUGUGAGGGGCGCGUAGAACUCUUCCUAGGGCAACGGUGGGGCACUGUUUGCGAUGACGCUUGGGACCUGCGGGCAGCCACUGUCCUGUGCCACCAGCUGGGCUGUGGCCAGGCCCUGGCAGCCCCCGGCGAGGCCCACUUCGGCCCGGGCCGAGGCCCUAUCCUCCUGGACAAUGUCAAGUGCCGUGGGGACGAGAGUGCCCUUCUGCUCUGCUCUCACAUCCGCUGGGAUGCCCACAACUGUGACCACAGUGAAGACGCCAGUGUCCUGUGCCAGCCAUUGUGA
This is a messenger RNA of Puma concolor (puma), 1755 nucleotides long. Lineage: Eukaryota; Metazoa; Chordata; Mammalia; Carnivora; Felidae. The record is from RefSeq and is a predicted model, not a curated record.